This is a messenger RNA of Miscanthus lutarioriparius, 3186 nucleotides long. The record is from the annotation of a GenBank genome assembly. NCBI's taxonomy places the organism in Eukaryota, Viridiplantae, Streptophyta, Magnoliopsida, Poales, Poaceae.
AUGGCUCGACGCGACCACGACGACGACGACGACGACGAGGAGGAGGACGAGGAGGAGGCCUACGACCUGGACGAGGAGGAAGAGGAGGACGAGGAAGACGACUACGAGGAGGAGGCGAGGCGCGGGAAGGCCUCCGCGGCGGCGGCGGCGGCGGCGGGCGGAAGCGGUCACGCGAACACAACUUUAUUGACGACUCGGCCAUCGAGGACGAGGACGAGGAUGACGACGACGACGACGGCGGGGGCCGGCCGAGGAAGAAGGGCGGCGGCGGGGUGCGAGGGUUCUUCGACGAGGAGGCCCAGGUCGACGAGGACGAGGAAGAAGAGGACGAAGGCGAGGGCGAGGACGUCUUUGUUGAGAUCUGGACCUAAUUUGGUCGAUUUCCAGAACUGGAUUUGGGGAUAUAGUUUUAUUAAUGAUGCUGGGGCCGACCUUCCUGAUGAGGAUGUUAGGGGCUCAAGACGUCAUUCUAUUCCUAUGAGGGAUGAGGAAGAGGACAUUGAUGAGAUUGAGAGACAAGUGCGGGAGAGAUACGCAAGAUCCACUCAUAUUGAGUACGGUGAGGAAGCAGCAGAAGUGGAACAGCAAGCUCUGCUGCCCUCCGUGAAGGAUCCUAAACUAUGGAUGGUCAAAUGUGCGAUUGGACAUGAGAGAGAGACUGCGAUUUGUCUGAUGCAAAAGUACAUAGAUAGGUCAGACCUUCAGAUAAAGUCAGUCGUGGCAUUGGAUCAUCUAAAAAAUUAUAUUUAUGUUGAAGCUGAAAAGGAGGCCCAUGUCAAAGAGGCUUGCAAAGGUCUACGAAACAUUUAUUCUUCAGCAAAAAUAACAUUAGUGCCGAUAAAAGAAAUGGCAGAUGUCCUCUCCGUUGAGAGCAAAUCUGUCGAUCUUUCAAGGGAUUCUUGGGUCCGAAUGAAAUUGGGCAUAUAUAAAGGUGACCUUGCUAAGGUUGUUGAUGUUGACAAUGUACGUCAAAGAGUAGAUGUGAAGCUGAUCCCUAGAAUAGAUCUACAAGCUUUGGCUAGUAAACUGGAAGGGAGGGAGGCUGUAAAGAAGAAAGCAUUUGUCCCACCACCACGAUUCUUUAAUAUCGAUGAGGCGAGGGAGAUGCAUAUUCGUGUGGAACGGAGGCGAGAUAAAGAAUCUGGGGAGUACUUUGAGUGGGUUGAUAAUUUGAAGUUCAAAGAUGGUUUCUUGUACAAAUCAGUCUCCACUAAAUCAAUCCACACAAAUAAUAUUCAACCGACUUUCGAUGAGCUUGAGAAGUUUAAGAAGCCUGGUGAAGACAUGAAUGGGGACAUGGCUAGCUUGUCCACUCUGUUUGCAAACAGGAAAAAAGGGCACUUUAUGAAGGGUGAUGCCGUCAUUGUUAUUAAAGGAGAUUUAAAAAAUCUGGAGGGGUGGGUUGAGAAAGUAGAGGAUGAAACAGUUCACAUCAGACCAAAAAUAUCUGAUCUUCCGAAAACAUUAGCCUUCAAUGAAAAGGAGCUUUGCAAAUAUUUCAAGCCUGGUGACCAUGUCAAGGUGAUCUCAGGUGUUCAAGAAGGUGCUACUGGCAUGGUUGUUAAAGUGGAAGGACAUGUCUUGAUAAUUUUGUCUGACACAACUAAAGAACAUAUCCGUGUGUUUGCUGAUCAUGUCGUCGAAAGCUCUGAAAUUACCACAGGAAUCACCAGAAUUGGUGAUUAUGAACUGCAUGAUCUUGUCCUUUUAGACAACUUGUCAUUUGGAGUAAUUAUAAGGGUGGAAACUGAAGCAUUUCAGGUUCUGAAAGGAGUGCCAGAUAGACCUGAAGUUGUGCUCGUGAAGUUAAGAGAAAUAAAAAGCAAAAUUGAUAGGCGCUCAUCAGCUAAAGAUCGUUCUAAUAAUAUUAUCUCUGCAAAGGACGUCGUAAGGGUUAUUGAAGGAGCAUGCAAGGGGAAGCAAGGACCUGUGGAACACAUACACAAGGGGAUACUGUUUAUCUGUGACAGGCAUCACCUUGAACAUGCAGGCUUUAUUUGUGCAAAAGCGCAAUCUUGCCUUCUUGUUGGUGGAUCAACUGGUGGCCGUCAAGGAAAUGGUAUGGACACAGCUGAUGCACGGCUUGGUGCUUUGAGAUCUUCAGCAAGCAUUCUGCAAUCUCCAGGAAGGCUGCCCCCAAGAGGACCUAAUAUGAAUUAUGGUGGAAGGUUUGGAGGCGGCCGUGGUGGUAGAGGACAUGAUGCCUUGGUGGGUAAAUGUAUCAAAAUUAAAUCUGGCCCUUAUAAGGGAUACCGUGGCCGUGUUAAAGAGGUGACUGGUGCACUUGUACGUGUAGAGCUUGAUUCAUUGAUGAAGAUUGUCACAGUUAAAAGAGAUGAUAUUGCUGACACACCUACUGUUGCGACACCAUUUCGUGAACCUCGUUAUUCAUUGGGCGGUGAAACACCAAUGCACCCGUCUCGAACACCACAUCAUGCUUAUCAGACUCCAAUGCGUGACCCUGGAGCAACACCAAUACAUGACGGGAUGCGGACUCCCAUGCGAAGUCGAGCCUGGGCUCCUAUGAGCCCUCCGAGGGAUAAUUGGGAAGAUGGAAAUCCUGCUACUUGGGGUAGCAGUCCAGCUUACCAGCCAGGAACCCCACAAGCUCGGCCAUACGAAGCCCCCACACCUGGAUCAGGGUGGGCAAACACUCCAGGAGUUAGUUUCAAUGAUGCUCCUACUCCCAGGGAUAACUAUGCAAAUGCCCCAAGUCCAUAUGUGCCUUCCACGCCUGUUGGUCAACCAAUGACACCAAACUCAGCUGCAUAUCUUCCGGGCACACCUGGUGGUCAACCAAUGACCCCAGGCAACGUUGGAAUGGAUUUAAUGUCCCCGAUAAUAGGUGGUGAGGGUGAUGGUACAUGGCUGUUGCCGGAUGUUUUGGUCAAUGUGUUGAGGGGAGGUGAUGACGGUCCUGGUGUGGUUAGGGAAUUACUCGGGGAUGGAUCUUGCCGAGUGGCACUUGGGUCGUCGGGCAAUGGUGACAUGGUGACAGUCCUUCCAAACGAGAUCGAGGUCAUCAGGCCAAAGAAGAGUGACAGGAUCAAGAUAUUGAAUGGUAAUUUCCGUGGAUACACAGGAAAACUCAUAGGUAUAGAUGGUUCUGACGGAAUAGUGAGGCUUGACGACACAUACGAAGUUAAGAUAUUAGAUAUGGUGAUUUUGGCCAAACUGGCGACUUAA